Pyricularia oryzae 70-15 is the source of this 850-nucleotide messenger RNA. RefSeq names its product stress responsive A/B barrel domain-containing protein. The record is from RefSeq and is a predicted model, not a curated record. The transcript is spliced from 3 exons. NCBI's taxonomy places the organism in Eukaryota, Fungi, Ascomycota, Sordariomycetes, Magnaporthales, Pyriculariaceae. The coding region runs from base 172 to 504 and encodes 110 amino acids.
AAGCGCCUGAACCACAGCGACAGGUACAUGACCCCGCCCACGAGCAUAUACAACAUUUCCUUCACCUUGGAUCAUAACGCUCGAAUUCCCCAACCAUAACCAAUCCACGUUCCUUCCUGUUCAAAAAAAACCCUCCAUAUAUUCCUCCACGCCAGGGUACACUCUUGAACAAUGACCAUCAAGCAUAUUGUAUUGUUUCAAUUCAAAGCCGAUGCCAGCCCAGAAGCUAUACAGGAAGUCUGCUCCAGCAUGGUCGCAUUGAAGGAUAAGUGUCUGCAUCCCGAGUCCCAGGCGCCGUACAUCAAGUCCAUGUCUGGGGGCAAGGACAACUCGCCGGAGAAUCUCCAAAAUGGCAUCCAAUAUGCUUUUGUCGCUGAAUUCGAGAGAUCCGAGGACAGAGACUACUAUGUGGCAAAGGAUCCGGCGCAUCAGCUUUUUGUGAAGACUGCUGGGCAGAUAAUUGAGAAAGCGAUUGUCGUGGACUACACGAUUGGAGUUUUCUAGAGUGGGCAUUUUACGCAUACUGAGCAUAAUUUAUUGGUACACACAAGCUCUAUAAGUGCAUCCCAACUCCCAAGAUUCUCGCAAACGCCGCCCCGCUUCAAAGAAGACCGCUAGAUGGUGCGAAAGACGUGCUCAUCAUCGCGCAUACCUCGAUGGGCAUCGUCACUUGAGGCGUCUUGUAACUAGGCAUGUGUUCAUGGCGAUAUUGGAUGUUCAUUACAUAUCCCUCGACUGCCAAUGUGUUCAGGUCUGAUAUCGCCAUCCCAAUCCGGCGAUAAUUCCCAGCCUCGGCGUCUACCACUGCAAGAAGCACACAAUAAAAUGCAGGUUUUGCAAGGACGCCCAG